CACUUUCACACUCACUGUAUUUUCUUUUCUUAUAGAAAAAGAAGUAGAAAAUUUAGGUUAAAAUUUUGGUCGUACUGUCAAAAAAGUGAAAAAAAGUUUAUUUUUUACUUAAGAGCAAUUAUUAUGCUAAAAAGUUUUUACAUGUAAGACCAUUUUAAUCCGUCUCCAUGCCGCAGAAUAUGGGUUCAAAAGAUAAAAGUAUAGGGGAAACCCUUAAAAAUAUAUUUAAACGAAAUAAGGGUGCUCUAGGCAGUUUAGGAAGUCGCAGCGAAGUUUUGGUUAUAAAUGACGAAUUACUUAAAGAUUUAGGUAAAGAUUCUCCACUAAAUACAAGACUGAGGAUAUUAAAAGAAUACAGUACCAGGGUAGCUGAAAACAAAUUAGAAAAUACUGCUGUAGAAAAAUUAUGGAAAGCUAUAGAAGAUCUCUUCAGUCCAGAAUAUUCAACAGAAGUGCGCCAUUUAGCCUUUCAUUUCUUACAAUGCCUUCUAAGAGGCCAACUAAAUUUAAACGACCUAAAUGAAAUUAUGAGAGCCAUAUUUUUUCAUUUCAUUACACAACAUAGUCAUCCUGACGAUAUCAUUCAACGAUUCGACUUGCUGAAUAUUCUUACACAAAAUGGCAUAACUCUGUUGCAUUUCGAAGAAAAAGUUGGCAGAUUUUUAUUGAACUGGUUACCAGAUAUAUCCCAAGCGGGAAAGAUAGAGGAGUACUUGACAAUGCUGGAUAAUUUGGUGAGAUAUAACGCUGCCUAUUUGGACGAUGAAGUUAUUUCAGGUUUUAUACAGCAUAUCUGUGUUUUGUGCUGUAGCUCCAGUUCCAAGACAGUUCAAUCAUGUCUGCAAAUUAUGUCAUCAAUAGUAGCCUAUAGUAACAUGCCGCCUGAAUCUCUACCAAAAUUUAUUGGAGCUCUUUGUAGAACUGUUAACGUAGAAGAGUAUUGCAUGCUGAGCUGGACGGUUAUGAAGAAACUUCUGGGGACACAUAUGGGGCAUUCCGCAUUAUAUACAAUGUGUAGAAUUUUACAAGAACCUGCUCUUAGUUCAGAUGCAGAUCUACUUAGAGGUGCCGUAUUUUAUACGCAUAUGGCCUUAUGGAGCUCGGCUCCACUAUCGAAUUUACAUUGUCCUCCUAGUUCUGUUCUACCAUCAUUUUUACAGGCUGUUAAAUGUAACCAUGCAGCAGUUGCUUACGAGGUAAUCCUAGGUUUGAAAUGUCUGGUAAAUAAACAGGGUCCAGAGCUUCAAGAUCCGGCGUGGUCCAUUUUGUUAGAAAUUAUUUCACACAUUUUGUGUCACAUUGAUCUAACAUCAAGCCAAUCACCCAAUAGACUAAUAGUGACUCCACUACACGACACCUUAAAUUUCAUAGAACACCUAAUGAAAGUUGACAGCUACAACGGGUCAGUCAAACAGUUCUACGGCAUAAUUGAAGAAUGUUCCGCAGAUAGACCCGAAAGUUCAAUAUUGGGCCUUAUAGUUCACCACGCUCAAAGUAUAGUUCCCACGGAGCAUCUAUGGUUGACGAAUCUGUACAAUUUACUACAGAAAUAUUUUAAGCUUGAAAUUCGAAAAAAUAUCAGACUAAAGGUUUUAGAAACUUUGUCACAUGUAAUCAAACUGAAUAGGAGGCAAUAUGAAGACGAACUUAUAGAUCGCAUAGUAGUACCACAUAUGGCUAAUAUUAAUUAUAACACCGAUAUAGUCGUAAGAUCUUCUGUGGCUAAUCUGCUAAUCGACCUUUGCCUUGAAUGCGAAUCAAAAAAGUGUCUGGAUCUGUUAGAUAUUCUGGAAAAGAUGUUGCUCAGACCUUUCGAUACUUACCUAUCGGAUAAUAGUUCCCAUUCAGAUGCAGAGUUUGCCGAUAUAAAGUGUCUUGUGGAAGGACUUAUUAAAGUUUUUAUAGUAAAGAUUCACAAGUUACCAUCUACUCAUGCCAUCAAAAUCUAUAAAAUGUUAGUCAAAUUUUUGGAACUUCACUAUAAUAAACCGAGGUUAUUUGAAAAUUGUCCGAUCGUUAGGAAAAUGAUUUUUGAGUGUUUCCUAAAAAUAAGAGCAGAUAAUUUGUACCAUAUCGGUUAUCAGGAUGGAAAAGACCUUAAAUUUAGUUCAUACAUAUGUGUUGUCUACAAAAGUACCGAUAGAGGAAAUCUGGGGUCUCCGGUUCCUCAAUCUCCCGCCCCAAUUCAACGACUGCCUGUUACUGUGACACCUGUAUCUCUUAAAGCAGCUUUCAAGAUAUUUAUAACCUGUCUAAAAACGGAAAAAGAUUGGGAAGUUCUUAGUUUAGUAAUAACAGAAAUGACGAAAAUUUUACAAAACAAAUCCCUCAUUUUAUCGAAAAACGGCAACACUGAAUUGGAUCUACUGGUUGAUGUUCUCACAUCAAUGAUUACUGAGAAAAUAUACAAUCUACCGGAAUCCCUUAAUGUACUUGUGUCAAGAGCUGAUUUCCACGCCACUGUCCUGCUAGCAGUAGUGAAUCUAGUUUCCUAUCACAGCGUCUUAGAUCAAAUACACCAACAGAAACUUCUCCGAUGUCUCAUCAAAUGUUCCAACUCCAUCGGCCCGAGGAGUUCCAAACACUGUAUAGCUGCAUUGACGCUUUGCUGUUUGGAAAUGAGAGAAACGAUGGUUAAGUGCCUGCCUGAGGUACUGCUUAAUUUGUCCAAGAUUUCUGCAACUGUUCACAUUGGUAUACCAAUUUUAGAAUUUUUGUCGACCUUAACCCAGCUACCGUUGGUAUACACAAACUUUGUAGCUGAUCAAUAUAUGUCGGUGUUCGCUAUCUGUCUGCCGUACACAAAUCCUUUCAAAUACGACCAGUACACAGUAGCCCUGGCCCACCAUGUGAUAGCUGUUUGGUUUUUAAAAUGUCGUUUAUCAUAUAGAAAAGAUUUCGUAAAGUUCAUUAUAAAGGGCCUACAGACAAAUAUUUUACAUCCAUUCGAAGAAACCAAAUCUAGCAUAUUCAAUCAAAACCUGAGCGAAUUAAACCAGGAUAGUUCUGAUCGCAAAAGAAGUUCUAGUUUAACCGAGCAGGGAUCGAGGAAAAGAUCGGCAACAGUUUCCUCGGUAAGAGACAAGCCAGUCGUCCAUAAAGGUCCGGAUAAAUUUUAUUUUUAUGAGGAGCUUACUGAAACCUGUACGGAUCUUAUGGCUAGGUACGCGUAUUCACCGUGUAGUGCUCUUCCACAGAGACUGCCUGUUGCUGAGUUUCUUAUGAAUGGAGGGCAGAGUAUGUGUUGGUUGCUAGGCAAUAAAAUCAUAACGAUAACAACUAGUGGAUGUUCUAAAAAAAUACUAAAGAAUGGUCUUUGCGACAAAUGCUGGAGUUUGUGCAGCUUGCAAAACGAUAGUAGAAAAACCAAGACUGGACGUAGUGGUAGCAACGAAAUGGAAGAUUUGGAUUGGAUUUCUAGACAAAAUUCCAACGAUAAAUCGAACACUAAUACUUCCGUUAGUUCUCCGGCAGAAGACAAAAAAAAUAUUGGCGAUAAAUUGGAGAUAGUUUCCUCAAAAUUACAACAAAUUGCUAGUAGUUAUAGACAAGAGAAAGAAACGUGUAACUGCUGGUGCUCAGGUUGGGCAGAAAUAUAUAUUAGAAGACCUACAGGAGAUAAUUCUUGGGUGAUGCGAAUACAAAACACAAUGAGCUUUACUAAUGCUAUUUAUGACUUUCCCUUAAAUGAAGUAUCGACAUUAUUCAGACCUUCAUUGCAUUUUGAAGACGCAAAUCCUCAUAGAAGACCUCCCCUAACUAGACAAUUUUCUGAGGAGCAAAAAGAGGAAGAGGAAAAAAAUUCAGCGAACUCUGGCUCAAAUCCUAGUUUAACAGGUUCUCCAAAACAUACACCUUCCAGGCAAAACUCCCACGAUAGCGUCGACGAAGAAUUAGACAGUAUUUACGACGACGGGAACCGAUCAAGAAAUCCCGUUCGUCGAUCUAAUUCUAGUCCCGAGAUGUCGGCGAGUUGGAAAAACCCUUUUCUCCAUCAAAAAAUGUCAUCGGACGAGGAUCUGAAAAAUUCCGACGAUGAAGGAGGUAAAAAGAACAAAGGUUAUACGAAAGAUAUGAGAGUUAGUUGCGAAGCUAUUCCUGAAGAAAUUGCUGGAUCUGGUACAACUCCACCAUCAAAUGAGCCAGUAGCCUUACCGAAAGCAGACCAAUCUCAAACUGGUUAUACUACCUCCCUCCAUCCUUCUCUCUUGAGUUGUCACAGCUAUCCAGGUUCAUCGCCCCCCAAAGAAAACAUCCCUCCCAAACCGUACCAAACUGUUCCUCCUACUCCUAAUGUAACAUCGUUCAGUAAUCAACCUCCAGAGUUUAUGAAACGACCAACAAAUUUGCCAAACUUGGGCAACUUAGUUCCAUUAAGCAGUAAGCCACCUCAGAGUCCCACUCAGACUUCUCCGAGGUUCGGUAGACACGCAUACGGAAUUGCCAAAGACAAAGAUGGUCGAGAUCUACAAAAGAGUUCCUCGGCUUCGACAAUAGAGAAAAACACUACCCUAAAUCUAAACUGGGCCAGAGAACGAGCGAGAGAACGUAAAAACAGCGGUAGUGUGGAAAGACUGACUACAUUAGAUCCCAAUUUAGCACAAAAACGUGAUAGAGUAUUUACAAUCUCAACUAGUCAACCAUCGACUCGGAAAUCCCGAUCGGAGAUGGCACAGGCAGCACAGCAAAAGAAGAAGCAAGAUGAUGCUCCGAAGAGUGGCAUCAAUCCGAGUUUUGUCUUUUUACAAUUUUGGCACACUGCCAAAUUUGGAAGUAAGAGUGAACGGCCUGUAAUGCUCAAAGUAACGGAGGUUGUUAACAGAGCAUUUAAGGUUUUAGAUGCCAUUCCCCCUUACGAAACCCAUAAGAUAGGCGUUUUGUAUGUUCGUGAAGGACAAAUCAACUCCGAAGUUGAAAUAUACAAAAAUCGAUUUGGUUCUUUAAGAUAUGUCCAAUUUUUGCAACAGCUGGGCACUCUUGUGAAAUUAUCCGACGUCGACCCUCAGACGUUUUUCCUUGGUGGAUUAGACCAGCACGGAAAUGAUGGAAAGUUUGCCUAUAUAUGGCAAGAUGACGUCACUAGGGUAAUGUUUCAUGUAGCUACAAUGAUGCCCAAUAAGGAAUCGGAUCCGACUUGUAACAAUAAGAAGAUGCACAUCGGAAAUAAUUUUGUUACUAUAAUUUACAACGAAAGUGGUGAAGAUGUUAACAUAAGUACUUUUAAGGGUCAAUUUACGUUUGCUUGUAUAAUUAUUCAACCAUUAGAUAUGGGUAUCAACAGAGUUACCGUUAAGGUAAAAGAAGAACUAGCUAAUUUGAUUGCCUCUAGCGAACCAAAAUUAGUAUCAGAUCAAAAUGUGGGAAUAUUCGCAAGGCAAAUAGCUCUACACACUAACAUGGCAUCUAUAGUAACAAACAGUUUAAAACAUCCCAACGAACGAUCAGCCUCAAAUUGGAUGGGAAGAUUAAGACAGAUUAAAAAAAUCAGGAACAGAGCUAUUCAGGAUCAGAAGAACAAUGAAAGCAUUUAUCAAAACGAAGAAAGAAAAGAAAAAACAAACGAAGAAAGCAAAAACAAAUAUAUGGAAGAUUUUACACAUUAUACAUAAACUCUAUAUUUUUAAUAUCUUUAAGAUUGUAAUUUUAAAAAUACAAAUGUGAAUAUUUUAUUUCAUAAAUAACAGACUGAACUAUUGGUUUUUAAAUUUUCACACAGUUUGAUACGUUUCUUACUUAGUUUACUUAAGCCGUCCUCUUAUUUAUAUCUUACAGUGUUGAGGAAAGCGAAGAAAUCAUAUCCAUACCUUUCGGUUAGUAGCUAGUCUCUCUUUCUUUCUCCACCCAAUAUUUCUUUUUUGCGAAAGCCUUCCCAACGUCUAUGUUCCAUGUUCUUGCUGGCCUCUUCGUCGUUUUUAUCUAAUGCAGCUUUCCAUACCUUACAGUUCUACCUUCACUCGUUCUCGACAUUUAUCCGAACCACGAUAACUGUUUCAGUUCAAGUCUGUCUAAGGUCAUUCCUAUACCGCACCUUUCACGUAUUACAUCGUUUCUUAUACGAUCACGUCUGGUCACCUAGGUUAACGCUCGUAAAUAUCGCAUUUCUCAAGCUUGCAUUUUACUACGAAUGUUGUCGUUCACUGUCCACGUUUCACUACCGUAGAGUAGUAUACAGUUUUAAAUACUUUCAUUUUUGUUUUCAGGCUUAGUUCUUUCUUCCUAACAAGACUUUAAUUUAGCGCAUAGUAGAAUUUUGUUGCACUCAUUACCUUGUUAUUUAUUUCUGGUUGGGAGGAUGUUCCCAAGUGUCCAGUAUUUAGUAGGUUGUUUUCCAGGUUAAAUUUAUAAUGUUAUGCAGUAGUGUUACUGCGACAUCUGGCAUGUAUUUUAUCAUUUCCGGCUUACUAUUAAGGCGGGUUCUCAUUAGUCAGCCUCAUUGAUAAAUAGCGCUGAUUCCAUGCAACUGAACAUAGAAUUCAAAUUCACUCUAUUUCAAGGAUAUUAAAGUCGGUCUACAAAAUGCUAAUUUUAAAAAUGGCUGCAAAGAAGAAAAUUAUCCGUGCUGGCUUGACUGACUGUCUUUUGCGACGGAAACAUCUCUUAAAAAUGCAUCAGCUUGGCCGAACCAAAACAGUUUGGGUUUAUGCAGAUCAUCUGUUCCCGUAACACUUUUAUUUGCUUUUAAUGUUUUAUUCAGUUCAACUUUAUAUGCUGUCCAGGUACUUUUAAUUUUAUUUUUAAUAUCGUUUAUAGUCAGGGCUUCUAUUUCUAUUCCACAACAAAUAGCUUCGUAGCUUUUUUCCCGCUUUAUUAUAUUUUUAUAUUGUUCACUUAUAAUAUUCCGUAUGCACUCCUCUCUCUGAUAUAAUUGUAGAAACAUGCAAAUAUGGUUAUCUCUUAAUUUAAAAUUUGACUUGUUUUACAAAGAAUUAAUUCAUAUACAGUUGAGUCCACGAGUCUUUACUCGUGCGUCAUCUUUUAAAGCAUACGAAAUAAGUCGGAAAUUUACUAAACGCAACAGCAAGUGACAGAAAGUGGGUAUUAUUCCGAUCACGGGUUAUAAUAUAAAAUUUGACGUUAUCAAAUAAAUAGAAUGUCAAAUUUAAGUUUUGCUUUAAAAUUUUGGUGCAUAAUUACAGCUACAUUUGAAGUAGCUUAAUAAAUUCUUUUAUUAUCAUUGAUUAAUAAAUAAAUAAACAAUUUAUGAAAAAACAUAUUUUCUUUUUGUUUUUUUAUUCACUUUGGCGGAACAUUAAACAUAAGCAUUCCUUAACUGUGUCAAUGAGGUUACUUUGUACGUUGUCAAAUUUAAUCGUAAAAUAACAUAAACUUAACAUUAAAUUUCAAAUUCCAAUAUAAAAUUAGUUGUGACAACAACUGUUUGUAUACUAUAAAAAACUUCAAACUGCAAAAAUUCGACAAAAUACCAGCAAAAAAUUCAACAAACUGACAGUCACAAAGGUAAACCAACCAAAACGUCAGAAAUUGUACUUCAAAUAUGUAAAAACAGGCGGUAACUGGUUUGUCAAUAGUUUCAUGCGUGGAAGAGAAUGAUGCUAGAUUAAAAGUAUGUGUUUUAUCUCGCCAGGUAUUAAUGACGCACGGGUAAAGACUCGUGAACUCAAGUGUACCUCAUAUACUAUUAUCCUCUGUCAAGCACUGUUCUAUCUGAUAGAUUCACUUCCAUUGAUACAGCAAAAGUUGAAAUACUUUUCACUUUUAUUGAAAUACCAUAUGAUCGAACAAUAUCGCUGAAACGAGGUUCAUAUUAAUCUACUUUAUUUCUAUGGCGUAGAAUCAAGGAUAUUGAUCAAUGAGGUUGAUUAAUGAGAACCCGCCUUUAUCUGAGCAUGCUGGUUUCCCCUUCUUUAAUCUGCUUAUCGAUUCGUAUGACUUAUUUUAAUGUUAUUUCAUCUUUUGAACCUACGUAAUAUUUUUCUUUCAAACACGUCUAAUGCAUUGGCAGAUUUCUGUGUUUCAACCCAUGUUUCACAUCCAUAACUUACUAUGGGCCUGAUUAUUGUCUUAUGGGCUCCGUGCGUGACCAUGGUGGGAAUACACGAAACUAUGUCAGUGCCCGUAGCGGCGAAAUAUGACAACUUUGGCGAAUAAUGCUGCCGUCGUAAGCAAAAACGCAGUAUCUACACUGGAAAUUAACACUGUAAAUUUACAGUGUAGAUACUGCGUUUUUGCUUACGAAGGCAGUAUACCUAAUAUAUUAUAAAUACAAUAUACUGCCGUCGUAAGCAGCAACGCAGUAUCUACACUGUAAAUUUACAGUGUUAAUUUCCAGUGUAGAUACUGCGUUUUUGCUUACGACGGCAGAAUGAUUGAAUAAUAUUUUUUUCAAUAAAUAUUUCGCUUACCUUAUUAUUGCCGUUUUGAUUUUUAUUAUUUAUUUUUAUAUUUUCAUACUGACUUUCUUUCCUUCCCCUAUCUGAUGGUAUAUUCCUAUCGUCAUCUAUUUCCAUUUUGUGUUACACACACACACACACACACCACAAAAGUAAUAGUUCAAUAGACCCAGCUGGUAAUAAUAAUUCACACUGUCUAAUGUUAACAUUAUUAAUGUAUGUACACUUACUUAAUGUUAACACCGACAACUAAACUAUAACGAAAAAGUGAAGAAAAACCCUUAAAAUUGAUAUUUUCUUCAGAGAACUUUACAAUAUCCGUUUUUUGAUUUGACACUACAACUUAUUGUUUGUAUAAUAAAUUUUAAUCAAAAAUCGUAAAUAAAAAUAUUACAUUAACGUCAAAUAAGUCAUAUGUGUAUCAUAUUAUGUUUAACGUCAAAUUGUGUUCACCAAAAAAUUCAGGCGACUACGCUAGGUAUCGCGUCAGUCAUGCACGGAGCGAAUAGACCCGAAGUUUUGUAUUCCGAUGUACGUCUCGCGAUUUUAAUAUGUGGCCCAUCGCGAAAUUGGUUUUAUUUGCCAGCAUAAGCCUUCUAUUUAUUUCCGGUUCUUCUUCACUGUUUGCGACCAGGUCCAUUCCUAAGUACGUGAAUUUAUUCACGUGUUCUAUAUCGUCUAUAAAGAGUUGUUGCGCCGGUCUAUUUGAUCUGGUUUUUAUGAGUAGUUUUGUUUUAUUUGUAUUUAUUGCUAACCCUACAGCUUCUGAACUCUGUUUUAACCCCACGUAGGUUUCUUCCGCAGCAAACAUAAAAUAUGUUUGAAAAGGAUCUGUUGAUUUAUUAAAUAAUUUUGUGGAAAUUAAAAAAAAACGUUGAUUUCUCGUUUUUGUUUGUGUGAAUAUUUGCUUAUGCAAAAGUGCAGCUUAUAGACAUCGUGUUUUAUUCUACAAAGUAAAUAUACUUUUUUAAUUCCCAUAAUGUGACCAAUAGCAGCACUUUAAUAAACUUUUAAGACUUUAUUUCUUUUAUGAUAUAGGUAUUAUAUUUAUACAAAAUUAAAGUAUUAAGGAUAUAGAUGUAAGUAAAGAUGUAAUUUGUAAAGAUAUAAUAAUUGUAAAUCAAUCAUAACGACUUGCAAUAUGCAAGUUAUUUCUGUUUAUGUUCAUUUUGAAAAUGUAUUUGUCAUGUGUUUAAAUGUUAUUUGUAUUCAAAUAAAAAUGUCGAAACGAUAAAA
Messenger RNA from Diabrotica virgifera virgifera (western corn rootworm), 9587 nucleotides. RefSeq names its product tuberin (gene gig). Gene Ontology annotation, molecular function: GTPase activator activity. The transcript is spliced from 23 exons. The record is from RefSeq and is a predicted model, not a curated record. Gene Ontology annotation, biological process: negative regulation of Wnt signaling pathway; negative regulation of phosphatidylinositol 3-kinase/protein kinase B signal transduction; negative regulation of TOR signaling. Bases 168 to 5609 code for a protein of 1813 amino acids. Lineage: Eukaryota; Metazoa; Arthropoda; Insecta; Coleoptera; Chrysomelidae. Gene Ontology annotation, cellular component: nucleus; TSC1-TSC2 complex; cytoplasm.